CCAAAAUCAGAUUUUCCCGUGUGGGCGUGCGUGCGUGCGCGUGUCAAAUCCUAUGACAGUGAGAAAUCGCCCAACAGAUGACAGAUCUGCCAUGAAAGUUACCUUCAAAAGAACUUGGUUCAGGCCGUACACUUCACUGUUUGAUACAAAAAGCACUGCAAAACGGACGAUUUCUUCUUUCCUAGUCAUAGAAAGUCACUGGAAAAGAGAGAGAGAGAGAGAGAGAGGGAUGCUUGAAUUGAGAGAAGGGUCUUGCUUUCCACGGGUCUUGGUGGUCGUGAAUGUGGUUCUUGGCCUAGUUGAUGUUGUUAUUGCUGUUCUUGCAUUUUAUCAGUUGAUAAGAAUCCACUCAAGGAAUUCACAACUUGGCUGGACUCGCCAAAAAGUGUUUCACCUAAUGAUUGGCUCUUCUAAUAUGGGUUACUUCAUUUAUUUUGUAUUAACUCUUCUUGCGACUUGCAUGGGUUGGCCAUGUUGGUCUAACUUUUGUGGUUUUAUCCUCAUGGCAUUCCCCAAAAUUCUGUUUUUUGCGGCAUUUCUUCUCCUAUUAUCAUUCUGGGUUGACCUUUGCCAUCAGGCAAAUGAUGAGGAUGAUGAGGAAGAAGAAAGCAGUUCUCAGGAAGCUUUAUUGGAUAAGACCUCGAAUAAACCAAGUUCAUCAAACACAGAUGGUCAUAGAAAGUGUUUUCCCCUCCGCUUUCUUCAUAUUCGAAGCCGCCAGAAGAUUGUGAUAUUGGUUACCGUGCUAGUUUUUGUUGUAAUGAUGAUAUGUGCUGUAAUAAUCUGGAUUGGGAUGGGAAAGAAUCCUAUUGAUUCUGCAGUUGUGGCUCGGGUGUAUAUAGCCUUUUCUGCCAUAGCAAUACUUUUAUUAGGAGGAGCAUUAGCAUGUUAUGGACUUCUGUUAUGCUUGAAAAUGAGCAAAGUUAGAUCUGAGCGAGCUUCAUCUGAAAUGUGGAAGGUUGCAGGUUUAGCUGUUGUUUCUGUGCUCUGUUUCACUUCAAGUUCUUUUGUAGCUCUUUUAACUGAUGUUCCGAUGCUAUAUUACUGGCGUAGACACAGCGUAAAUGUUGUUUAUACUUCUCUGUUCCUGAUUUUGUAUUAUUUUAUAGGUUCAUCGAUACCAUCAGCCUUUAUAUUAUGGAGCAUGAGAGAACUACCACCAUCAGUAGCAACUAAAAUGGAAGAAGCAAGUACAAUAACUUUCAUCACCGAUAGUACAGUAACAGUGCAACAUUCUCAGCGCUGGACAACUGCAAUGAGCUUGCAGAAUCAGGAGCUUUCUCCCGGACAAGGAUCCUCUCCAUUUCAUUUUAAAUGAAUAAUAUCUAUUCAAUGAUAUCAAGAGGAAGUCCUAUAUAAUUGCCUUUCGGAGUUCAAAUGAGUGCUCCUUUCUGCCAAAUCUGGGAAGACAGCUGGAAUUUCUUAACAAUGGAGAAUGGUUCAGUUUUUCCACUGAGACAGGACUAGAGUAGGCUGCUGAGUUACAUCCUUGACCAGUGGUCCUAAUAUCAUAGAUGUAAUGCUCAGAGGGAUGUAGUACAGCCGCAAGGUUGCCAUUUGCUAUGGUCUUGACAUUCUUGCCAUGUAAAUAGUUAUAGGAUGCUGAGUGAGGGAUGUUCCUUUCCCCCCAGAUAGAAACACAGCAGUAAAGAUGAUUUUUUUGCCCA
Alnus glutinosa is the source of this 1667-nucleotide messenger RNA. Its product is annotated as tobamovirus multiplication protein 1-like. The record is from RefSeq and is a predicted model, not a curated record. Bases 53 to 1318 code for a protein of 421 amino acids. NCBI's taxonomy places the organism in Eukaryota, Viridiplantae, Streptophyta, Magnoliopsida, Fagales, Betulaceae. The transcript is spliced from 14 exons.